This is a messenger RNA of Octodon degus (degu), 15171 nucleotides long. RefSeq names its product LDL receptor related protein 2 (gene Lrp2). The record is from RefSeq and is a predicted model, not a curated record. Lineage: Eukaryota; Metazoa; Chordata; Mammalia; Rodentia; Octodontidae. The transcript has 78 exons. The coding region runs from base 84 to 13814 and encodes 4576 amino acids. Gene Ontology annotation, molecular function: protein binding; calcium ion binding.
GGAGCGCUGCAGGAGCGGCGAGCGGCGCGCGCCCAGCUCCCGGGGAAGGAACGGCGAGGCCGGCACCGGCACCGGCACCCGCUAUGGAGCGCGGGGCGGCGGCCACGGGGUGCUCGCUGCUAUUGCUGCUGGCGCUCGCUGCCUGCCCGGCGCGGGUCGGCGGCCAAGGUGUUGCAGGAUGUGAGGGUGACCAAUUUCGCUGUGGUAACGGGCAUUGUAUCCCUGCAAGCUGGCGCUGUGAUGGGACCAGUGACUGCUUGGAUGACACAGAUGAAGCUGGCUGCCCUCCUCGAUCAUGUCCAGUGGGCUUGUUCCAGUGUCACAGUGGGAGCUGCAUCUCUCAUUUGUGGGUGUGUGACCGUGAGAACGACUGUGGUGAUGGCUCGGAUGAGCAGAAUUGUCCCGGGGUGACGUGCUCGAGUGAACAGCUGACCUGCUCCAGUGGCCAGUGCAUCCCCCAAGUGUACAGGUGCGACCAUGUGCAGGACUGCGACGACGGCACCGACGAGAGAGACUGCCACUAUCCAGUGUGUGAACAGCUUACUUGUGCCAAUGGAGCCUGCUACAACACAAGCCAGAAGUGUGACUCAAAAGUGGACUGCAGGGACUCCUCCGAUGAGGUCAACUGCACUGAAACAUGCAUGCACAACGAAUUUCAGUGUGGCACUGGAGAAUGUGUCCCUCGAGGCUAUCUCUGCGACCACGACAAUGAUUGUAGAGACAGCAGUGAUGAACAUAAUUGCAACUAUGAGACCUGCAGUGGGAACCAGUUCACUUGCCCCGACGGCCAGUGCAUUCAUCAGAACUGGGUUUGUGAUGGAGAGGAUGACUGUCCAAACUUUGGAGAUGAAGAUGGAUGUGAGAGUAACCAACGCCAUCAUUCGUGCUACCCGAGGGAAUGGCCUUGCCCGAACUCCGGACAGUGCAUCUCCAUUUAUCAAGUUUGUGAUGGGGUCCCAGACUGUCCAAGAGGAGAAGAUGAGAAUGGUACUGCUGCCGGAAGUCACUGUGGUAUUGGUCUGUGCUCUGUCUUAAACUGUGAGUUCCAGUGCCAUAAGACGCCCUAUGGAGGAUCGUGUUUUUGUCCCCCAGGUUUUGUCAUCAACCAGAAUGACACCCGUACCUGUGUUGCUUUUGACGACUGCCAGAUAUGGGGCAUUUGUGACCAGAAGUGUGAAAACCGCAUGGGCCAUCACCGCUGUGGCUGUGAAGAAGGGUACGUGCUGGAGCGGGAGCGACACUGCAGAGCGAAUACUUCCUUUCCCGAGGCCUCUGUUAUCUUCUCCAAUGGCCGGGAUUUGGUAAUUGGUGAUAUUGAAGGAAGGAGCUUCCAGAUUCUAGUACAUUCUCAAAAUCGUGGUGUAGCCUUGGGUUUGGAUUUUCACUACCGGGAGCACAAAGUCUUUUGGACAGACCCCGUGGAAGAUAAGGUUUUUUCAAUUGACAUUAACAGUUUAACGAUCCAAGAAAUUCUCAGUGUUUCUGUUGAGGCGCCAGAGAAUAUAGCUGUGGACUGGGUUAACAAUAAACUUUACAUCGUAGAGACCAAGGUCAACCGCAUAGAUGUGGUGAACUUGGAUGGAAGCCACCGGGUGACCCUGAUAGCUGAAAACUUGGGGCACCCUAGAGGAAUUGCUGUGGACCCAACCAUUGGUUACUUAUUUUUCUCAGACUGGGAAAGCCUUUCUGGGGAACCCAAGUUGGAAAGGGCUUUCAUGGAUGGCAGCAACCGGAAGGACCUGGUAAAGACGAAGCUGGGAUGGCCUGCUGGGGUCACUCUGGACUUGUUGACCAGGAGGGUCUACUGGGUCGAUUCCCGAUAUGAUUGUGUUGAAACCGUAACUUACGAUGGAAUUCAAAGGAAGACAGUACUUCACGGAGGAGUUCUUAUCCCUCAUCCCUUUGGAAUCAGCUUGUUCGAGGAAAACGUGUUCUACACCGAUUGGACGAAGAUGGCCGUGAUGAAGGCCAACAAGUUCGAGGAGACCCACCCCCAGGCCUACUACCAUUCCACCCUGAGGCCCUAUGGGGUAACUGUGUACCAUGCCCUCAGGCAGCCCAACGCCAGCAACCCGUGCGGCAGUAACAACGGAGGCUGUGAGCACGUCUGUGUCCUCAGCCACAGGACAGACAAUGGGGGUCUGGGCUACCGCUGCAAGUGCUCCUUUGGCUUCGAGCUGGAUGCAGAUGAGCGCCACUGUGUGGUGCUCAAGAACUUCCUGCUCUUUUCGUCAGAAGUGGCUGUUCGGGGAAUCCCAUUCACCCCCUCUACGCAAGAGGAUGUCAUCCUUCCGGUGACAGGGAGUUCUUCUUUCUUCCUUGGGAUUGACUUUGAUGCCCGGGAAAGCACUAUCUUUUUUUCAGAUAUCUCACAGGACAUGAUUUACAAACAAAAGAUUGAUGGCACAGGAAGAGAAAUUCUCACUGCUAACAGGGUGCAAAAUGUUGAAAGUUUGAGUUUUGACUGGACUUCAAAGAAUCUGUAUUGGACAGAUGCUUCUUUGAAGACCGUUAGCGUCAUGAGACUUGCUGACAAAUCCAGACGUGCAAUAGUGCAGAAUUUGAACAACCCUCGGGCAAUUGUGGUUCAUCCUAUUGCUGGGUAUAUAUUUUUCAGUGAUUGGUUCCGUCCUGCUAAAAUCAUGAGAGCAUGGGCAGAUGGAUCUCACCUUGAGCCUAUAGUGAACAGGACGCUUGGGUGGCCCAAUGGAUUGGCCAUUGAUUGGGAGGCUUCACGACUGUACUGGGUAGAUGCCCUUUUUGAUAAAAUUGAGCACAGCACUUUUGAUGGUUUAGAUAGAAGAAGACUGGGCCAUAUAGAGCAGAUGACCCAUCCAUUUGGACUUGCUGUCUUUAAAGAUCAUGUGUACUUUACUGACUGGAGACUGGGUGCUGUUGUUCAAGUCAGGAAACUGGACGGUGGAGACAUGAGAGUCAUUCGAAGUGGCAUCAGCAGGGUGAUGCAUGUGAAAGCCUAUGAUGCGGACCUCCAGACUGGGGCGAACCAGUGCAAUCAGCCUACCCAUCCCAAUGGCGACUGUAGCCACUUCUGCUUCCCUGUGCCGAAUUUCCAGCGGGUGUGUGCGUGUCCCUACGGCAUGAGAUUGACUUCCAACCACUUGACGUGUGAGGGGGACCCUGUCCACGAACCACCCACAGAACAGUGUGGCACCUUUUCCUUCCCCUGUAGCAAUGGCAGAUGUGUGCCCAGUUCCUCCCGCUGUGACGGGGUGGAUGACUGCCAUGAUAACAGUGACGAGCAUCAGUGUGGCACAGCUAAUAACACCUGUUCCCCUUGGGCAUUCACCUGUGGCCAUGGAGGAGAGUGUAUUCCUAGUCAUUGGCGCUGUGACAGACACAGUGAUUGUGUGGAUGGCAGUGAUGAGCAAAACUGUCCCACUCAGGCACCUACCUCUUGCCCUGUGUCCUACUUCACCUGUGACAAUAACCGCUGUAUCCCGAGAGACUGGCUCUGUGACACAGACAAUGACUGUCGCGAUGGAUCUGAUGAAAAGAACUGCAAUGCUUCAUCGACAUGCCAACCCAGCCAGUUCCAUUGCCCUGAUCAUCGAUGUAUUGACCCAUCCUAUGUCUGUGAUGGAGACAAGGACUGUGCUGAUGGAUCUGACGAGGCUGGGUGUACAUAUAACUGCACUGCUUCUCAAUUCAAAUGUGCUAACGGGAAUCAGUGUAUCAGUAACAGAUACCGCUGCGAUGGUGUGUAUGACUGCAGUGACAACUCCGAUGAGGCAGGCUGUUUGACCAGGCCUCCUGGGAUGUGCCACACAGAUGAAUUUCAGUGCCAAGGAGAUGGAACCUGCAUCCCAAGCACCUGGGAGUGUGAUGGGCACCCAGACUGUGUCCACGGGUCUGACGAGCACCAUGGCUGUGCUCCCAAGACCUGUCACCCAUCUAAUUUCCGCUGUGACAAUGGAAACUGCAUCUACAAAGAUUGGGUCUGUGAUGGGGACAAUGACUGCAGGGACAUGAGUGAUGAGAAGGACUGCCCUACUCAGCCCUUUCACUGCUCCUCUUGGCAGUGGCAGUGCCCCGGCUAUGCCAUCUGUGUGAACCUGAGUGCAGUGUGUGAUGGUAUCUCUGACUGCCCCAAUGGGACAGAUGAGUCCCCACUUUGCAAUGAGGACAACUGCUCACAUUUCAAUGGUGGUUGUACUCACCAGUGUAUUCAAGGGCCUUUUGGGGCUACAUGCACAUGUCCUUCAGGAUACCAACUUGCCAAUGAUAGUAAGACCUGUGAAGACAUUAAUGAAUGUGAUACUCCAGGAUUUUGUAGCCAGCUCUGCUACAAUCAGAGAGGUUCUUUCCGGUGCACUUGUGAGAAUGGCUACAGAUUAGAAGGUGAUGGGAAGACUUGCAAAGCUACAGCAUCUGAAAGCGUGCUAUUGCUUGUGGCAAGCCAGAACAAAAUUAUUGCUGACAAUAUCACCUCUCAUGUCCACAAUAUCUUCUCACCGGUCCAGAACGGCUCUCACAUUGUGGCUCUUGAUUUUGAUUCAGUCAGUGAUCGUAUCUUUUGGUCAGACUCGAGUCAGGGUAAAACUUGGAGUGCAUUUCCAAAUGGGACAGAUAGGAGAAUAGUGCAUGAAAGUGGUGUUUCCAUGACAGAAGCUAUUGCAGUAGACUGGAUAGGACGGAAUCUUUACUGGACAGACUAUGCUCUGGAAACAAUUGAAGUCUCUAAAAUUGAUGGGAGCCACAGAAUGGUGUUGAUUAGCAAAAACGUAACAAAUCCACGGGGACUAGCACUGGAUCCCAGAAUGAAUGAGCACGUGCUGUUCUGGUCUGACUGGGGCCGUCACCCUCGCAUUGAGCGAGCCAGCAUGGACGGAACCUUGCGUACUGUCAUCGUGCAGGAAAAAGUCUACUGGCCGUGCGGCUUGACUAUUGACUACCCCAACAAGCUCAUCUAUUUCAUGGAUUCGUAUUUUGAUUACUUAGACUUUUGUGAUUAUAAUGGACAACAUCGGAGGCAGGUGAUAGCUGGUAAUUUGAUCCUGCAGCACCCCUACGCCCUGACGCUUUUUGAAGAAUCCGUCUUCUGGACAGACCGUUCCACUCGUCGGGUUAUGGAGGCCAACAAAUGGCAUGGAAGGAACCAGUCUAUUGUGAUGUAUAAUGUCCGCCAGCCUCUUGGGAUUGUUGCAGUUCAUCCUGUGAAACAGCCAUCUUCCCCGAACCCGUGUGCCUCUGCCCCCUGCAGCCACCUAUGCCUGCUCUCCACCCAGGGGCCUCGGUAUUAUUCAUGUGCUUGUCCAUCGGGAUGGGAUCUCUCCCACGAUUCCAUGAACUGCGUGAGAGGUGAUCAGCCUUUCUUAAUGACUGUAAGAAUGCACGUAAUUUUUGGCAUCUCCCUUGAUCCUGAGGUGAAAAGCAACGAUGCUAUGGUUCCCAUAGCGGGCAUACAGAAUGGCUUUGAUGUUGAAUUUGACGAGGCGGAGCAGUUCAUCUAUUGGGUUGAGAACCCUGGUGAAAUUCACAGGGUGAAGACAGAUGGCACCAACAGGACCGUGUUCUCUCCUCUGUCCCAGCUGGGUCCAUCUAUGAGCCUGGCUUUCGACUGGAUAUCAAGGAACAUGUAUUACACCACGCCUGCAAGCCAGUCCAUUGAGGUGUUGACACUCCGGGGAGAAAGCAGGUACAGAAAAACACUGAUUACCAAUGACGGCACCAACCUCGGAGUUGGUUUUCCUGUCGGUGUUGCUGUUGACCCUGCACGCGGGAAACUGUACUGGUCAGACCAAGGAACAGACAGUGGGGUUCCUGCCAAGAUUGCAAGCGCUAACAUGGAUGGCACAUCUUUAAAAAUUCUCUUCACUGGGAACCUGGAACACCUGGAGGUCGUCACCCUCGACAUCCAGGAGCAGAAACUAUACUGGGCAGUCACCAGCAGAGGAGUGAUCGAGAGAGGAAACGUGGAUGGUACGGAGCGGAUGAUCUUGGUGUACCAUCUUUCCCAUCCGUGGGGAAUUGCUGUCCAUGAUUCCUUCCUUUAUUAUUCUGAUGAACAGUAUGAGGUUAUUGAAAGAGUCGACAAGGCCUCUGGAGCCAACAAAGUGAUCAUGAGGGAUAAUGUUCCAAAUCUGAGGGGCCUUCGCGUGUAUCACAGACGGAAUGUUGGCCAGUCCUCAAAUGGCUGCAGCAACAACAUGAAUGCGUGUCAGCAGAUCUGCCUGCCUGUGCCAGGAGGGCUGUUCUCCUGCGCCUGUGCCACUGGAUUUAAACUCAAUCCUGAUCAUCGGACCUGCUCUCCAUAUAAGUCUUUCAUUGUUGUUUCGAAACUGUUUGCAAUCAGAGGCUUUAGCCUGGAAGUGUCAGAUCAUUCGGAGGCCAUGGUGCCAGUGGCUGGCGAAGGACGAAACAUACUGCACGUGGAUGUUGAUGUAGCCUCUGGCUUUAUUUACUGGUGUGAUUUUAGCAGCUCUAUUACCUCCUAUAAUGCAAUCCGUAGAGUCAGACCUGAUGGCUCUGGUUUUACAAGCAUUGUUACCUCUGGGAUAGGAAGAAAUGGAAUCCGGGGCAUUGCAGUGGACUGGGUAGCAGGGAAUCUUUAUUUCACUAAUGGCUUUGUGGCUGAAACACUGAUAGAAGUUCAUCGCAUCAAUACCACUUACCGCCGUGUUCUCCUUAAAACCACUGUGGAUAUGCCCAGGCAUAUUGUUGUAGACCCCAAGAACAGAUACCUUUUCUGGGCUGACUAUGGGCAGAAACCAAAGAUUGAGCGUUCUUUUCUUGACUGUACCAACCGAACUGUACUUGUCUCAGAGGGCAUUGUCACCCCCCGGGGCUUGGCAGUGGACCACAGCAGUGACUAUAUUUAUUGGGUUGAUGAUUCUUUAGAUAUAAUUGCAAGGAUCCAUCUUAAUGGAGGGGAAUCUGAAAUGGUUCGUUAUGGCAGCCAUUACCCGACUCCCUAUGGCAUCACAGUUUUUGGAAAUUCUAUCAUAUGGGUAGAUAGAAAUUUGAAAAAAAUCUUCCAAGCUAGCAAGGAACCAAACAAUUCAGAUGAGCCAACAGUGAUACGAGACAAUAUCUCCUGGCUAAGAGAUGUGACCAUCUUCGAUGAGCGUGUCCAGCCCCGGUCACCAGCAGAGGUCAGCAACAAUCCUUGCUUGGAAAAUAAUGGUGGAUGCUCUCAUUUCUGCUUUGCUUUGCCCACACAGCACACCUCAAAAUGUGGCUGUGCUUUUGGGACCCUGCAGAGCGAUGGCAAGAGCUGUGCCAUUUCAACAGAAAAUUUCCUUGUUUAUGCCGCUGAGAAUACCUUGAGGAGCUUACACUUUGACCUUGAAGACCAUAGCCCACCUUUCCAAGCAAUAACUAUGGAAAAACCAGCCACUGCCCUGGAGUACGAUAGUGUGAAUAAUAGAAUCUACUUCACUCAAGCUUUAGGCUCUGGACGUGGCCAGAUUUCCUACAUCAGCCUGUAUUCAGGGACUCAUUCUCCAACUGUCAUCGUUUCAGAUAUAGGGACUUCUGAUGGAAUUGCCUUUGACUGGAUCAACAGAAGAAUUUAUUACAGUGACUAUGUCAAUGAGACGAUUAAUUCCAUGGCUGAAGAUGGAUCCUUGUGCACUGUGGUAGCUCGUGUUUCAAAACCAAAAUCCAUUGUUUUAGAUCCUUGUCAUGGGUACAUGUACUGGAGUAACUGGGACAGUCCUGCUCAAAUUGAGAAAGCCACGCUGGGAGGAAACUUCCGCAUCUCCAUUGUGAACACCAGCCUGGUUUGGCCCAGUGGGCUCACUCUGGACUAUGAGUUAGACCUUCUGUACUGGGUGGACAGUAGUUUGCAGAAGAUUGAACGCACCACGCUCACGGGCAUGUACCGUGAGGUCAUCGUCAGCUCAGCUCCUCAUUCUUUUGGCUUGACACUCUAUGGCCAGUUUAUUUACUGGACUGGCUUCUUGUCCAAAAAAGUUUACCGAGCUAAUAAAUAUGAUGGGUCAGGCCAGAUGGCAAUGACUACCACUUUGCCUGUCCACCCGAAGGGUAUCUGCGUGGCUAAGAAGGACCAGAGCCAGCAGUGCAGCAACCCUUGUGAUCAGUUCAACGGGGGCUGCAGCCAUAUCUGUGUGCCAGGACCAAAUGGAGCUGAGUGCCUUUGUCCACAUGAGGGGACGUGGUAUCUGGCCAAUAAUAACAAGUUCUGCGUCCAGGACACUGGUGCCCGGUGUGCACACUCCAUGUUCACCUGCCUCAAUGGCCACUGCAUCGAGGAGGACUGGAUAUGUGAUCGUGACAACGACUGUGGUGAUGGCAGCGAGGAGCUGGAGGUUGUCUGUGCUGAACGCACUUGCCAGUCUGGAUUCACGAAAUGUUUGACCACAAACAUUUGUAUCUCUCGAUUUUACUUGUGUGAUGGAGACAACGACUGUGGUGAUAUGAGCGAUGAAAACCCCACUUACUGCUCCGCUCACACAUGUAGUGCCAGUGAGUUCCAAUGUGUGAAUCCUCCACGCUGCAUUCCUCGGAACUGGUACUGUGAUGAAGAAGUGGACUGUACUGAUGGCUCUGAUGAACCCUCCUCUUGCAAGCUCCCCGAUCGGACGUGCCUGGGUAGUGAGUUCAAGUGUGAUGGUGGCAGGUGCAUCCCCAUUGCCUGGAUCUGUGAUGGUGACAACGACUGCGGGGACAUGAGUGAUGAGGAUGGAAGGCACCAGUGUAACCAGCAAACCUGCUCAAGUUCCGAGUUUCACUGUGUAAACAACGUCCCUCCGAUGCGGCGGUGCAUUCCCCGCGCCUGGGUCUGUGAUGGUGACGCAGACUGUUUCGAUGCUCUUGAUGAGCAUCAGAACUGUACCUGGAGAUCCUGCUCUGUAGAUGAAUUCACCUGUGGUAAUGGGCUCUGUAUCCUGAACUCAUACAGGUGUGACCGACGCAAUGACUGUGGUGACUACAGUGAUGAGAGGGAAUGCUCAUACCCGGCCUGUGGGCAGAACCAGUUUACCUGUGAGAAUGGGCGCUGCAUCAGUAGGGCUUUUGUCUGUGAUCAUGACAAUGACUGUGGAGAUGAAUCUGAUGAGCAGGACCACCUGUGCUCCACCCUGCAACCCACGUGCCCGCCUCACCAGUUCAAGUGUGACAAUGGGCACUGCAUUGAGAUGGCGAAGCUCUGCAACCAUGUGGAUGACUGUUCGGACAACAGUGAUGAGAAGGGCUGUGGAAUUAACGAGUGUCUGGACCACUCGAUCAGUGGCUGUGACCACAACUGCACAGACACACUGACCAGUUUCUACUGUUCCUGUCGUCCUGGUUACAAGCUCAUGUCUGACAAAAGGACUUGUGUGGAUAUUGAUGAAUGCAAGGAGACUCCCUCUGUCUGCAGCCAGAAGUGUGAGAACGAAAUAGGCUCCUUCAUCUGUAAAUGUGCUCCAGGCUACAUCCGGGAGCCUGAUGGAAAGACCUGCCGGCAGAACAGUGACAUUGAGCCCUACCUCAUUUUUAGCAAUCGCUACUACUUACGGAACUUAACUAUAGAUGGCUACUCUUACUCACUCAUUUUGCAAGGCCUGAGCAAUGCUGUGGCCCUAGAUUUUGACAGAGUAGAAAAAAGAUUGUACUGGAUUGACCUAGAGAGGCGAGUCAUUGAGAGAAUGUUCCUGAAUAAGACAAACAGGGAGACAAUCAUAAGACACAAACUACAAGCACCAGAAGGUCUGGCUGUAGACUGGGUUGCCAGACACCUCUACUGGGUGGAUGCCCAGCUGGACGCCAUCUUUGUCUCUGACCUCCAAGGUCGAUACCGCCGCCUGCUAGCUCAGCACUGUGUGGAUGCCAACAACACCUUCUGCUUUGACAAUCCCAGAGGAAUUGUUGUCCACCCUCAAUAUGGAUAUGUCUACUGGUCAGACUGGGGAGAGCGUUCCUACAUUGGCAGAGUUGGCAUGGAUGGAGCCAAUAAGUCUGUGAUUAUCUCAACCAAGUUAUUGUGGCCUAAUGCCAUCACCAUCGAUUACACCAAUGACCUCCUGUACUGGGCAGACGCUCACCUGGGAUACAUUGAGUACUCCGAUUUGGAGGGCCACCACCGACACACAGUGUAUGACAGCGGGCUGCCUCACCCCUAUGCUCUUACCGUAUUUGAAGAUACUAUCUACUGGACAGAUUGGAAUACAAGGACAGUUGAAAAGGGACACAAAUACGAUGGCUCACAUAGGGUGGUGCUGGUGAACACAACACACAGACCCUUUGACAUCCAUGUGUACCACCCAUACCGGCAGCCGAUUGUGACCAAUCCUUGUGGCACCAACAACGGUGGCUGUUCGCAUCUCUGCCUCAUCAGGGCAGGGGGAAACGGAUUCACCUGCGAGUGUCCUGAUGACUUCCAGACCCUGCGUGUGACCGGCAGAACCUUCUGCCUGCCUGCGUGCUCCAGCACCCAGUUCCUCUGCGCUAACAAUGAAAAGUGUAUUCCCAUCUGGUGGAAGUGUGAUGGGCAGAAAGAUUGCUCCGAUGGCUCUGAUGAACCAGCCCUGUGCCCUCAUCGUUUCUGCCGGGUGGGACAGUUCCAGUGCAGGGACGGCAACUGCACCAGCCCCCAGAGCUUGUGCAACGCUCGCCAGAAUUGUGACGACGGCUCUGAUGAAGACCGCGUGCUUUGUGAGAAUCACCGAUGUGAGCCCUACGAGUGGCAGUGUACCAACAAGCGCUGCAUCCCUGAGUCCUGGCAGUGUGACUCAGUGAAUGACUGCCUAGAUAACUCGGACGAGGACAAAGCCCAUUGUGCCAGCCGGACCUGCAGACCGGGCCAGUUCAGGUGUGACAACGGGGUCUGCAUCCCUCAGUCCUGGAAGUGUGACGUGGACAAUGACUGUGGAGACUACUCAGAUGAGCCCCUCCACGAGUGCAUGAGCGCUGCGUACCGCUGUAACAACCACACGGAAUUCAGCUGUAAGACGAACUACCGCUGCAUCCCACUGUGGGCCAUGUGCAAUGGCAACGAUGACUGCAGGGACAACAGUGAUGAGCAAGGCUGUGAGGCACGGACAUGCAACCCUUCAGGGGAUUUCCGCUGUAAAAAUCACCAGUGCAUCCCUCUUCGCUGGAAAUGUGAUAGGGUCGAUGACUGUGGAGACAACUCAGAUGAGGAAAACUGUGCUCCCCGGGAGUGCACGGAGAGUGAAUUUCGAUGCAGUAAUCAGCAGUGUAUUCCCUCUCGAUGGGUUUGUAAUCAAGAGAAUGAUUGUGGGGACAACUCAGAUGAGCGGGACUGUGAGCUGAGGACCUGCCACCCUGAAUAUUUCCAAUGUACAAGUGGACACUGCAUACCCAAUAUAUUUAAAUGUGAUGGAAGAGCCGACUGUUUGGAUGCCUCUGAUGAAACCACCUGCCCCACUCGCUUUCCCAACGGUACAUACUGCCCGGCUACUCUGUUCGAGUGUAAAAACCAUGUUUGUGUCCAGUCUUAUUUUAUAUGUGAUGGAGAUGACGACUGUGGCGAUGGUUCUGAUGAAGAGCUCCACCUCUGCAUCAAUAUUGCUUGUGAACGCCCCGAGCGUUUCCGGUGUGACAACGGUCGCUGCCUUUAUGCUCACGAGGUGUGCAAUGGCGUGGAUGACUGUGGAGACGGAACUGAUGAGAAGGAGGAGCACUGUAGAAAACCGACUCCUAAACCUUGUACAGAAAAUGAAUUUAAGUGCAACAAUGGAAAUUGCAUUUCAGAGCUCUAUAUCUGUGAUAAUGUUGAUGACUGUAGAGACCUCUCUGAUGAAACAGGUUGCAACAUAGGAAAGGACAGAACAUGUUCUGAAAAUCUGUGUGAACAUAACUGCACCCAGUUAAGUGGAGGAGGAUUUAUCUGCACUUGCAGAACAGGCUACAAAGCUGGUACUUCAGACAGAAACUCCUGUCAAGAUGUCAAUGAAUGUGAGGAGUUUGGAGUCUGUCCCCAGAUGUGCCAAAACACCAAAGGGAGUUAUGAGUGCUUCUGUGCGGAUGGCUUCAGAUCCAUGAGCACCCGCCAGGGCGAGCGGUGUGCGGCUGACGGAAACCCUCCUUUGUUGCUACUGUCUGAAAAUGUUCGAAUCCGAAAGUAUAACAUUUCAUCUGAGAAGUUCUCCGAGUACCUGGAAGACGAGGAACAUAUCCAAGCUAUUGAUUAUGAUUGGGAUCCUGAGGGCACAGGCCUCGGUGUCAUCUAUUACACUGUGCUUGCUGAGAGCCCCAAGUUUGGUGCUAUCAAAUGUGCCUACAUCCCCAAUUUUGAAUCUGGCCGCAACAAUCCCACACAUGAAGUUGACCUGGGCCUGAACUAUAUCAUGCAGCCAGAUGGAUUGGCAGUGGACUGGGUUGGAAGACAUAUUUACUGGUCAGAUGCCAAGAACCAACGCAUUGAGGUGGCCAGACUUGAUGGAAGGUACAGAAAGUGGCUUGUCACCACCCAGCUGGAUCAACCAGCUGCCAUUGUUGUGAAUCCCAAACUAGGGCUUAUGUUCUGGACCGACCAGGGGAAAGAACCGAAGAUUGAGUUUGCCUGGAUGAAUGGCGAGCAUCGAAGCGUCCUGGUUUCCAAGGAUCUGGGCUGGCCGAAUGGCCUUUCUAUUGAUUAUUUGAACAAUGAUCGGAUCUACUGGAGUGAUUCCAAGGAGGAUGUUAUUGAAACCAUAAAACACGAUGGGACUGAUAGGAGGAUCAUUGUAGAGGAAGCCAUGAAGCCCUAUAGUCUGGACAUCUUUGAAGACAAGGUGUACUGGGUGUCUAAGGAGAAGGGAGAAGUGUGGAUGCAAAAUAAAUUUGGGCAAGGAGUGAAAGAGAAAAUGCUGGUAGUGAACCCAUGGCUUACUCAAGUUCGAGUCUUCCAUCAACACAGAUACAAUCUGUCAGUGUCAAACCCUUGUAAAAACAUCUGCAGCCAUCUCUGUCUCCUGAGACCUGGAGGAUACAGCUGUGCCUGUCCACAAGGCUCCAGCUUUAUAAGGGGGAGCAUUACAGAGUGCGAUGCAGCCAUCGAGCUCCCCAUCACCAUGCCCCCCCCAUGCAGGUGCAUGUAUGGAGGAAGCUGCUAUUUUGAUGAGAAUGACCACCCCAAGUGCAAGUGUGCUGAGGGUUACAGUGGCGCUUACUGUGAUAUCGGGCUUUCCCAAGGCAUCCCUCCAGGAACAACAGCAAUGGCGGUGCUGUUGACAAUCCUCCUGAUCAUCAUCCUUGCAGCACUGGGAACUUUAGGAUUCUUCCACUAUAGGAAAACUGGCUCGCUUCUGCCUGCUCUGCCCAAGCUGCCAAGCUUAAGCAGUCUUGUGAAACCCUCAGAAAAUGGAAAUGGGGUGACCUUCAGAUCAGGGGUGGAUGUUAACAUGGAUAUUGGCGUGUCCGACUUCGGCCCGGAGUCUGCUAUUGACAGAUCAAUGGCUGCGAGUGAGCACUUUGCCAUGGAGAUGGGGAAGGAGCCUGUGAUAUUUGAGAACCCGAUGUACUCAACCAGAGACACUGCUGUCAGAGUGGUACUGCCGGCCCAGGUGACUAUCUCUGAAAAUGUGGAAAACAAGAAUUAUGGAAGUCCCAUCAGCCCUUCUGGGAUAGUUCCAGAGCCAACGCCAACUUCCCCGGAUGCUGAUGGACCUCAGGCCAAAAAAUGGAGUAUCUUCAGAAGAAAACCCAAACAAACUACCAACUUUGAAAAUCCCAUCUAUGCAGAGAUGGAUACCGAGCCUAAAGAGUAUGUUGCUGCAGCGCCACCUCCAUCGCCUUCUCCUCCUGCUAAAACUUCUCAGAAAGGAGGCCCGUCUCCAGGGUACACUGCAACAGAAGACACUUUCAAAGACACUGCGAACCUUGUUAAAGAAGACUCUGAGACAUAGCCGUGCCAGCCACUGAGGGAAUAAUGAGAAACAUACUUUUGCACGUAUAUUUUUUACAAACAAAUGAAAAAAGUUAACAUUCAGUACUUUAUAAAAAUAUAUAUAUAUAUUUUUUUCCUGUGGUUGCUUAUAGUUGGAAGUAUCUUGUGUGUCUUUUUUUUUUUAUUUACGCUGUUUCAUAUUUUUACAAAUAAUUACCACAAUGUACUGUAUGUAUAUCUUUGCACUGAAGUCAUCUGAAGGUAACACUAUAAAUAUAUUGUGCAUUUGUAAAUUUUGCAGAUUAUAACAUCACUGAAUUUGCUAAUAAAAGUAUCUAUGGAACUGAUUGGCGAUCAUUAUAAUACAUGAUCCAAUAAGGAGAAUUGGCUGGGGUCCCUUAGUCAUGUCUGAUGUCUCCAGAGGAGAUACCAUGUGUGUUUCCUUUAAAAUUAUUGAGGAAAGGAAUCUAGGCCUCACUCUUGGUUCCAGUUUUACACAUCAGCACAUAGCUAAUAUUCUAUAUUACAUAUCAACUUGAUUAGUGGAUAUUGAUAGUGGACAUUAUCUGCUGUAUACAUCUGGGCUUGACUGUAGAUGCCUCAGACAAUACAAAAGGUGGAAAAAGCAAUUCAGUCUCACCCUUCUGCAUAUUCCUGUUAUCUACCCAGAAAAUGCUGUUUUACAUGUUCUCUCACAAGCUGCCAACUGGACAAUUUUAUUUGUACUGUCCACGAGGAAGCCAUGUCAUUAGGCACAAGUGUCUUACAUUGAGUCUCUAUUCAGUUAAAUGAGCACCUUCCUUUGGACUGGAGCUCAUCUAGCUGAAUCACUAAAACCAAAUCUGUGUAUUCUUGAAGUAAGGUGCAAAACAAAUUCCAGUUUAAUGAAUCCUCAACUGGGUUUUUAUUUCUCUGUGUGAAAAUAUAUCAUUAUAAUAAUGCCUAUUUAUUUCCUAAGUGGAACAUGAAUAGAAAGGGAAACUGUUUUUACUGAGCCUUAUUUGGGUCCUUUGCUUAAAUCUGUACAUUGGUAUCAGAAUGUACUGUACAACCCAGCUCUUCGCUAAAGUAGACGGUAGAGUCUCCAGCACAGGAACCACGGCUGGAAUAUGCAUUUCCAUUGCAAAUAGCGUUCCUGGUUCUCUGUGCUAAUCUUGCACAUUUGUUAGAAAAUGAAUGGAUGGAUGGACGGAUGGAUGCAUGGAUGGAUGGAUGGAUGAGAUGUACUACUGAUUAUUUUAUUUCUGGGUUCUCAAAGUAUUUGUUGUUCAUAUUUUGAGUACUGAUUGUAAUUACUUGGAAAUGUACCUUGAUUAGAAAAAUAACUGGAAAUGAUGCUGCUGAAAAAUUUCUAAUAAAUGUGUAUUUUAUCAGAG